This is a messenger RNA of Theobroma umbraticum, 906 nucleotides long. Its product is annotated as Adenine nucleotide alpha hydrolases-like superfamily protein. NCBI's taxonomy places the organism in Eukaryota, Viridiplantae, Streptophyta, Magnoliopsida, Malvales, Malvaceae. The record is from RefSeq and is a predicted model, not a curated record.
CCAACUCAGUCUUGAAACCGUCCUUCAGCAUUGCAGAACUUUGUUUUUUUUUUUGGCUUUUAUCAUCAACGUUCAGACAGGAAACUUGUUGAUUCUUCUUGCGAAGAAAGAGAAUGGCGAAAGAUAGGAAGAUUGGGGUGGCUAUGGACUUCUCACCGAGCAGCAAGAGCGCUCUACAAUGGGCUGUAGAUAACUUGGCUGACAAGGGAGACACCCUUUACAUCAUCCACAUCAACCCCAAAUCUCUCGACGAGUCUCACAACGCUCUCUGGGCUAAAUCCGGUUCUCCUCUUAUUCCUUUGACAGAGUUUAGAGAGCCAGAGAUUAUGAAGAAGUACGAUGUUAAAACUGAUAUUGAAAUUCUUGACAUGCUUGACACUGCUUCAAGACAAAAAGAGAUACACAUUGUAACGAAACUGUUCUGGGGAGGAGAUUCUAGGGAAAAAAUUCUUGAUGCUGUUGAGGAUCUGAAACUUGACUCUUUGGUCAUGGGAAACAGAGGACUUGGAACCGUUCAAAGGAUCAUCUUGGGGAGUGUGAGCAACUACGUUAUGACACAUGCUCCUUGCCCUGUUACCAUCGUUAAGGAAUCAAGCUCCAAGAAGCACUGAUAAGUUCAUAUAUUUCGUCUUUCAUUUACGAAAAAUAAUCUGAUGAACGGCUGUUCCUUCCGAGUGUAUGCUUUGAAUCGGCUCGAUGUGCUGUUCCUAUCUGGUUGAUCAUGUUUUCUAGUAGCUUAAGGAGUUAAAGGUUGUGUUACCAAAUUCUUGAAUGUGGUACUUUGUCGGUUAAUCUAUUCCUUUGGUAUUGAUUUUGUGUUCCUACAAAUGAAAUCAUAGCCCUUCAUGGUGCUGAAAAACUUCUCAAGGCAUGGAAUUUAAUAAUAAAAGGUUUUGUCUUUGCCCA